GGGAGCGGGAGAGAAGACCUCGGGACGGCUCCUGGGGAGUCUCCGGGUCCUUGGGUCCCCGUGCAAACCCAGAGCAGCUCCAGUGCCCGGGGCGGCGGGCUCAGGAUGCGGCCAGGACGGACAGGCGGCACACUGCUGCGGCUGGUGUUAGUGCUCAGUCAAGGCAUUUUAAACUGCUGUGUGGCGUACAAUGUUGGUCUCCCGGAAGCAAAGAUAUUUUCUGGUCCUUCAAGUGAACAGUUUGGCUAUGCAGUGCAGCAGUUCAUAAAUCCAGAAGGCAACUGGUUACUGGUUGGUUCACCAUGGAGUGGCUUUCCUGAGAACCGAAUGGGAGAUGUGUAUAAAUGUCCUGUUGAUCUAUCCACCACUACAUGUGAAAAACUGAAUUUGCAAACUUCCACGAGCAUUUCCAAUGUUACUGAGAUGAAAACCAACAUGAGCCUUGGCUUGACACUGACAAGGAAUGUGGGAACAGGAGGAUUUCUUACCUGUGGUCCCCUGUGGGCACAGCAGUGUGGAAGUCAGUUUUACACAACCGGGUUAUGCUCUGAUGUCAGUCCCAAUUUUCAGCUCCUGACCAGCUUUUCACCUGCAGUUCAGACCUGCCCAUCCCUCAUAGAUGUUGUGGUUGUAUGUGAUGAAUCAAACAGUAUUUAUCCCUGGGAUGCAGUAAAGAACUUUUUGGAAAAAUUUGUGCAAGGCCUGGAUAUAGGCCCCACAAAGACACAGGUGGGGUUAAUUCAAUAUGCCAAUUAUCCAAGAGUUGUGUUUAACCUGAACACUUUUAAAACCAAAGAUGAAAUGAUUAAAGCAACAUCCCAGACAUCCCAGUAUGGUGGAGACCUCACAAAUACAUUCAAAGCAAUUCAAUAUGCAAGAGAUUCUGCUUAUUCAGCAGCUGCUGGUGGACGACCAGGUGCUACCAAAGUCAUGGUGGUUGUAACUGAUGGUGAAUCCCAUGAUGGUUCAAUGUUGAAAGCCGUAAUUGAUCAAUGUAACAAUGACAAUAUACUGAGGUUUGGCAUAGCAGUUCUUGGGUACUUAAACAGAAAUGCCCUUGAUACUAAAAAUUUAAUAAAAGAAAUUAAAGCAAUUGCCAGUAUUCCAACAGAAAGAUACUUUUUCAAUGUUUCUGAUGAAGCAGCUCUGCUAGAAAAGGCUGGGACAUUAGGAGAACAAAUUUUCAGCAUUGAAGGUACUGUUCAAGGAGGAGACAACUUCCAAAUGGAAAUGUCACAAGUGGGAUUCAGCGCAGAUUACUCUCCUCAAAAUGAUAUUCUGAUGCUGGGUGCAGUAGGAGCUUAUGACUGGAGUGGGACUGUUGUCCAGCAGACACCUCAUGGACAUUUGAUCUUUCCUAAACAAGCCUUUGACCAAAUUCUGCAAGACAGAAAUCACAGUUCAUAUUUAGGUUACUCUGUGGCUUCAAUUUCUACUGGAAAAAGUGUCCACUUUGUUGCUGGAGCUCCUCGGGCAAAUUAUACCGGCCAGAUAGUGCUGUACAGUGUUAAUGAGAGCGGCAAUAUCACAGUUAUUCAGUCUCACAGAGGUGACCAGAUUGGCUCCUAUUUUGGUAGUGUGCUGUGUGCAGUCGAUGUGGACAAAGACACCAUUACAGAUGUGCUCUUGGUAGGUGCGCCAAUGUACAUGAAUGACCUAAAGAAAGAGGAAGGAAGAGUCUACCUGUUUACUAUCACAAAGGGCGUUUUGAAUUGGCACCAAUUUCUGGAAGGCCCCGAGGGUGUUGAAAAUGCUCGGUUUGGUUCAGCGAUUGCAGCUCUUUCAGACAUCAAUAUGGAUGGCUUUAAUGAUGUGAUCGUUGGUUCACCUUUGGAAAAUCAGAACUCUGGAGCUGUGUACAUCUACAAUGGUCAUGAGGGCACCAUUCGCCUGAGGUAUUCCCAGAAAAUCUUGGGGUCUGAUGGAGCCUUCAGGAGCCACCUCCAGUACUUUGGGAGAUCCCUGGAUGGCUAUGGAGAUUUAAAUGGGGAUUCCAUCACUGAUGUGUCUGUUGGUGCCUUUGGCCAGGUCAUUCUGCUCUGGUCACAGAGUAUUGCUGAUGUAUCUGUAGUUGCUUCAUUCACACCAGAAAAAAUCACUUUGCUCAACAAGAAUGCUGAGAUAAACCUUAAACUCUGUUUCAGUGCCAAGUUUAGACCUGCUAAGCAAAACAAUCAAGUGGCCAUUGUAUAUAACAUCACAAUUGAUGCAGACCAAUAUUCAUCCAGAGUAACCUCCAGGGGAUUAUUUAAAGAAAAUAAUGAAAGGUGCUUGCAGAAGACCACGAUAGUAAGUCAAGCACAGAGUUGCUCUGAGUACAUCAUCCACAUACAGGAGCCCUCUGAUGUUGUCAGCUCUCUGGAUCUGUGUGUGAACAUCAGUCUGGAAAACCCUGGCACUAACCCUGCCCUCGAAGCCUACUCUGAGACAGUCAAGGUCUUCAGUAUCCCUUUCUAUAAAGAUUGUGGUGACGAUGGAGUCUGCAUCUCUGAUCUAGUUCUAGAUGUUCAACAGCUGCCAGCAGCUCAACAACAGCCCUUCAUUGUCAGCAACCAAAACAAAAGGUUAACAUUUUCAGUAACACUGAAAAACAAAAAGGAAAGUGCAUACAACAGUGGGAUUGUUGUUGAUUUUUCAGAAAAUCUGUUUUUUGCUUCCUGGUCCAUGCCGGUUGAUGGGACAGAAGUGACAUGCCAGAUUGCUUCAUCUCAGAAGUCUGUUACCUGCAGUGUGAGCUACCCUGCUUUAAAAAGGGAACAACAGGUGACUUUCACUAUUAACUUCGACUUCAAUCUUCAAAACCUUCAGAAUCAGGCCUCUGUCAGUUUCCAAGCCUUAAGUGAAAGCUACGAGGAAAACAAGGCAGAUAAUUCAGUCAACUUCAAACUCUCUCUGCUGUAUGAUGCCGAAAUUCACAUAACAAGAUCUACCAACAUAAAUUUUUAUGAAGUCUUCUCGGAUGGGAAUAUUCCUUCUAUUGUGAACAAUUUUGAAGAUAUUGGUCCAAAAUUCAUCUUCUCCAUUAAGGUAACAACAGGAAGUGUUCCUGUCAGCAUGGCAUCUGUAAUCAUCCAUAUCCCUCAAUACACCAAAGGCAAGAACCCGCUGAUGUACCUGACUGGGGUGCACACGGACCAGGCUGGUGACAUCAGUUGCAAAGCCGAAAUAAAUCCACUGAAAAUAGGACAAACAUCUUCUUCUGUAUCUUUCAAGAAUGAAAAUUUCCGUCAUGUAAAAGAAUUGAACUGCAGAACCGCUUCAUGUAGUAACGUCACCUGCUGGCUGAAAGACCUUCAGGUGAAAGGAGAAUACUUCCUUAAUGUGUCUACCAGAAUUUGGAACGGGACUUUUGCAGUAUCGACUUUUCAGACAGUACAGCUGACAGCAGCGGCAGAAAUCGACACCUAUAACCCUCAGAUAUAUGUGAUCGAAGAAAACACCGUCACGAUUCCCAUUACCAUAAUGAAACCCCACGAGAAAGGUGAAGUACCAACCGGAGUUAUAGUAGGAAGUGCAAUCGCUGGAAUCCUUUUGCUAUUAGCUCUGGUUGCAAUUUUAUGGAAGCUUGGAUUCUUCAAAAGAAAAUAUGAAAAAAUGGCCAAAAAUCCGGAUGAAAUUGAUGAGACCACAGAACUCAACAGCUGAAUCACCCAGCAGUUCCCACUGCAGUGGGAAGGGGCAGUAUCUCAGCCAGGGUUUACUACUCGCACGAACGGAUUUCUUAAAAAUCCCAGUGCAACUUAAUAAUGUAAUAGCUAAACUAGAACUGCAGGUCAGUUUGGAAAGAAACUGUGAGGGAUUUGGGAGGGCAGGAGUAUAAAGGGUAAAAGACUAUUUUAUGUUGGGGGAAAAGUGAUCUUUACGUUGGCUGGUCCACAGUUUACAGGAAAUGCUUCCAAACAGGAGAACUCUUAAAGAAAAAUAUAACCUUUCUCAAAAUUUUUUUGGGGGAAAAACCCAAUCAUUUAAAAUAUGAUUGAUUGUUUUUAAACAACAAAAGUGGAAGUACUCGGUAUAGGUAUAUAAUUAGCUUGGAUAUAUUGAUGCUGAUGGGCAGAAAAAACAACACAGGUCUUCAACUUAACGCUGCUCAUCCAAAGUUGCCACAGAGGAUAUUUUCAGUGAUAAUUUUGUUUAUACACUAGGUAAAAUUUGCUGUUGUCAGCCCACAGCUGCUUCCUUAGAGUCCCUUUCUUGCGAUGAUGUACUUAUCAAAACAUGCUUGCUGACUGGUAGAGCCUCCUGCAGAGGAAAUCUCCAUUUCACUGGGGGAGGGUUAGGGGCCGAAACGAUUUAGUGGCCAAAGCACAAACUUUUGUUUAAAAUCUGUAACAUCAUUUAUGGUAAAAACUUGUCUGCUGGAGGCCCCGCCUGGAAGAAGGAGGAAAUUUUUCUCCUUUAGGAUGCAUAACUGGCUGACCUGACUGGCUGGCUGGCAGGGGACCUUGUGAAUUUUUGAAAGAUGAGUAAUUUCUUUGGAAUCCUUCCUCCUUCCAAAAUGAACCUCUCCCACCUCCUGGUGCCCCCAUAUUCUCCAUGCCUGCUGCUGCCCGCCUUCCUCUCCAGGAGUCCAGAGUUUUCCACCCUCCUGUAACCCCUUGUCCAAAUCUCCCAUUCCCAGGGCAGCUGCUCUUCUCCAGGUGUGAGAAGGAAGUCAUCUGUUUCACUUCCACACUUGUGUGAAUUACUGUAUAAUCCCCUUAACUUCAGGGAGCUAUUUUCAUUUAUUGCUAAAUAUGCAAGAAAAGCCCAAGUGGAUUUCUAAUUGUUGAGAUUUCAGGCAGGGUAAACAAGGUAAAGUAUAAACAUCUCAGGAAUUUUCAAGAAGUUACAAGGAGACAUUAGAAACCACCAAAUCAGCAUGUGCACCUGCUGUGCUUGUCUGUUUCUGGAGGACUUACUUACACUUCCAGAAGAAGGACUUUCACCUGGGAGUUUGCUCACCAGGUAGAGUCUCACGCCCCAAUUCCUGAGAGUCUUAUUUAGUCGUCAGAUCCGGAUGAAGCCUGGUGACCUGUAUUUUACAAGCAUUCCGGUCCUUAUGAUGUAAAUGGGCCACUGUGAGGACCACCACCCAUUUCUCCUUCUGCACCUUCUUUUCUCUACUUCUGCGCCCACCUAUCCUCUAGGAGGGACCGGGAGAAAAGGGGCAGAGCUGAAGGCCGUGGGGACUAUUUUAUGUCAGAAAGUACAUACCCAAAGUUUCAGAUAGACAAGUCACUUAGCCUCUGUAAACUUCAGUGUCCUUGUUAUAAAAUGGGGAGACUGGGGCGGAGUUCAGCAGCGACGCUUUUAACUUUAAAAACCUAUCUGGGUUUCUUACAACACAAAUAGACAGACAAUCCUCCAAGAAUCUGACACUGAAAAGAAUUCGGAGGAAAACAGAUAUUUGCCCACGUGUGCCUGUGACGGCAGUGCAGGGCUGUCUGCACAGUUACAGAAUUUAUUUUGCAUCUGACAAAACAAACAGGGGAAAAAAAAACAAUUAGAAAUAAAACAUCAGGGGUUUACAGCAAAAACAGCAUGGUAUUCUCUAGUUACAUGUGCUAGAGCCCAAUUCUUUUAACAGCUGGAUUCAAACACUGUUUCAUUCCAAGAAAAAUUGUUUUAAAAAAAGAGUGGAGGGGAAACUGGUCAUUACGUUGAUAAAGACUAUUUAAAAAACUGGGUAACUGCUGUAUAUAUUUACUAGUUUUCUGAUGUAAUAUACUGAGAACAAUGGAAGUCAUCCUUUUAUUUUACUCUGCCUCCCCUUCCUUAGAUGAUAAAACACUAAUCUGAGGUCACAUACUCACAGUGAGCUUGCGAGCUCUGGCAAGCCUUGCCUUGGAUGUGCCGCCCUGACGGCACUGUGUCCAUGAAGGAGUUGGAUUACUAUAAACUAAAAAAUUAGCCAUUUGUCUCUGCACCAUUUAUCACACUGGGGCAGGGUUUCUCAGCCUGGGCACUGCUGACAUUUGGAGCCAGGUAAUUCUUUCUUGCGGGGGCCUGACCUGUGCAUUGUGGGAUGUUGAGCAGCAGCCCUGGCCUCUGGCUAUGGCCUCUACCUACGAAUACCAGACGCUCCCUCUCCCCCUCAUCGUGGUGAUCAAAAAAUGUCUCCAGACAUUGGCUAACGCCUCCUGGAAGGCAAAAAUCACCCCGACUGAGAACCACUGCACUAAGCAAGUGGCCUAAAUAUACAACUUCUGUUACCAGAUCACAGAUUUGAGGCAGAGGCUCUAGUGAGGAGUAUUUCUCAAGCACUUUUAAGCAAAGGUUGAGUAUUCAUCCAAGAAAUUAAAAAAGUAUUUGAGAAAAAAAGCUCUGUAUUCCUAUUCAGCCAUACUUUUAUUUUAAAAGUAAGUAGAAUAUGGGGCUUAAAAGAUGUCAUCUUCAAAGUUUCCAUUUCAUAAAUGGUGUAUAGACAAUAUGUAUAGAAUGUGAUAAGAAUUGAGUUGCUUCAUGCCUUGUGUGCUUCAUGCCACACAAGCCUUACAAAAUAGUAAAGUAAAACAGUCUGUGAAAAAAUUGCAUUGAGAUUUGAAUUUGUGCAUUGUGCAUUUUAGCAGCAAAAUGAGAACCGGACAGAUUCCUAGCUGGCUGUGCUAUUUUUAUAAAAUAGUAAAAGUUAUUAACUGUGAAAAGAAAACUAAAACCAAUUUAUCAUAAUCACACAAGUGAUUAUACUACAAGUUAUUAUAGAAGGUAUAAUUUUAUAAUGUAUCUAUUCUGAUAUACAGCUAUAACAUAAUAUGACAGUCCCAUAAAUUAAGCCAUCAUUAAGCAGAAAGCAUUAAACAGGAUUCCUCAAACUGAGCUCCCUGGUCCAUCAUUAAUACAAUUUGCACACAGAAAAUAAUUAUAUACACAGCUCUUAGGACUAUGCCCUCAUUAACGCAUACUCAUUUCAAUCAAUUGGAAAGACUAGACCUCUAGAGGUAAAAGGUAUACAUGGGGGUAAAGUUUGAAACAAAAAUGUUAACUAUUUCUUUGAACCUUAAAGAAUGAAAAUGUAGCCAUUAUGUAAAUAUAAAAAGCUGGUUUCAUUCGUACCUGAUUUAGUUUGGCAGAUAAAGUCAAAAUGUAAAUGUAUAUAUUGCACAACUAUGUUAAAUUGUAUAUUUUUUUAAAGACAAAUUGUCUAGGAUAGUUUCCUUCACACAUAAUGUAUAAAUCUUUGUUAAGUAUAUUUGCUUUUUUGAUAAACUGGUUUUUGUCUUUUUUUCUCUCCACCAAAAAUAUAAAAAUGAAUAUGCAUGUUUGUAUAUGAAGUUUCACAAUUCGUUUGAUUUUUGAGAAGCAAAAGAUCAAAUUGGAGCAGUCAUCAACAUAAACUAGUUAAGAGCUUUUCUCCUAUUAAAGUAUGAGAAUCAAACAGAAAAGUAUUAUUUAAUUGUAAACCCCUCUUUAAAUACCACAUUACUGAAUACAAUUAAAAUCAUUUUGAAAAUAAAGCUAUUUACUUUGGAAUUUGAAUUUUACGACAACGUAUUUCACUGUAUUUAUCUCAUGCACUCACUGUGCUUCAGAACACAUUCAAAACUCAGCAGAAGAAGAGUGAGGACGUACCUAACCUCUUACGUUAGUAGCAGUGGCCACAAGGAUGCCUUUGCAGGAACCUUAAACUGCCUUCAUAGCUUAGAGACUAGGUGUAAAGCCUUGCUCCGCACAAUGUGGUCGACGGGUAGGCAGCGCCGCAUCACCUGGAGGCUGUUACAAAAUGCAGAUCUCAGGUGCCACACAGAACUGAAUUCCAACUGGAAGUUUAACAAGAUCACCAGAUGAUUCAUAUUAUGUUAAAGCUUGAGAAGCACUACUCUAAAGCACAACUUACCUCUAGAUAUAAAUAUGUGCUUGAUAUAGAAAAAAUAAAAUCGGUCAAACCGCUGCAGCCUAUAUGAGUAGUCAUCUGCAUAGUGUUUUUAAAAAUUUUAAUAGUAAGCAAGAGGGUUUACAUUGUAAGGAUUAAAUAUGCUGAAAUGAACGUGCUGAAAUUAUAAAACAAGAUACAUAUCAGGCUCAUAGACUGGCCCUCAUUCUAUAGCUGGCGCAUCAAUGCAAAGGUUGCUGGGUGUGUGUUGCCUUUCACACCUAUGCACAAACAUCUCCAGUUCCUACCAGGUGAACCUCCACGUGCCUUCCUCAAUUUGGCCCAUCUCAAUUCUGGUGAAGCACAUCAUAAGGGCAGCUGAUUGCAGAACCACUACCAGUAAGCGUAUCUGGUAUGCUUUGUACAUUAAAAUACAACUUUGGAGAAAAAGAACAUUCAUUUUUCUUUGGAUUGUCACAGAGUAGGUUAAAGACCUGUAUCAAAUCUACCAUUCUGUCCCAAAUCGGAAAAGUUUUAUAUUUAUGUAUUUUUAAAAAGUAAUUCCUUUUAUUCAUUCUAUAUCACCUUUUAAAAACUACAUAGAACAUUUUAAAAAAUUUCCUCAUCCUAUCAUAACCCUUUAAUAUUUUAAACUAAGAUACCAAUUAAAGAUUGUAAAUAAUCUUAUUCAAAAAGAGGGACUGAUUUUCAUCUUAGGACCACUCCAACCUAACUAAAAGAAAAAGGCUACUAACUAAACUGAACUUCUUGAUUCUGUGCAAAAUAAAAGUAAAAAGCUAACUCAAGUUGUUCUUACUAUAGCCCUAGCUCUACUGCCCUCUGCUGGGUGAGCUACCUAACUACACCACACAAAUCGUUACUGCCUUAAGAGAGGCCUUUACUACAACUAGGUGCUCAGGAACUAUGUAGGAGAGACAUUGCAGGAUGGGAGUGAGGAAGAGAGUGCAGAAGAAAAGCUGCACCUAUCCACUCAUUCAUCUAGCCAGAUACUUUUACGCAUCUGUAAGCACUACAACUACACAUCGUGUCACGUGUGUUUAAUUUGGGGGCACAAUACUUAACACCGACAGAACUUCUGAGCACUCUUGAGUGCAUGUCAUGGUUAGACACUGUGGUGACAGAGACAAAAAAUUCCUGGCCUCAGGAAGCUGACAGUCUAGUGAUGGAGAUAAAACGAACAGAUGCAGUACAUGAGGUAGUGGUUAAGUGCCACUGCAAGAUAUUAAGUAGAGCAAGGGAAGGGAACAGGAAUCCAGUUUUAAAUAGGGUAAUCAGAGAAGGCUCUCUGAGGAGGUGACAUUUAAUUAGGGAGGAAGUGAGGAAAUAAAGUGAGGAAGCAAACUAUAGGAAUUCCUGGAGGAAGGGCAUUCUAGACAAAGAGACCGGCAAGGACUCUUAGGGAGAAUAAGCCUGCCACAAAGCACCAUAGCAAAGCAGGGAGCCUGGUGCAGGAGAGGAGGUGAGAGGGGGAAGCAGGAGCCCGAUCAUGUAGGCUGUAGGUCACGGUGAGAACGCUGAAGUUCCAGGACGUGAUUACCUAUCAGAAGGUUCAAGUAGGAUGACCAAGUGACCUAAGUGGGAGAAGGAAGGGGGGACUGUCACCAGGCCACAGCAACAGUCCAGGAGAAAUGGAGUGGUGGCUUGGAUGACAAAUGUAGCAGCAGAAAAAAAGAAAUGAGUGGAUUCAAAAGAUAUCCAGGAGUUGUUUUCUAAGAUUCAAACUUCUGGCUCCUUAAUCACUAUUUCUCAAAACAUGCUGAAAAUACAGUGGCUCAACAUCAUAUCUAAAGGACAAAAAUAUCCACAAAAUCACAAAACACUUCAUUUGUUGACCAUCCGCUAUUACUUUCAUUCAAAGAUAAAAUUCUUUAAAUUUUGCUACCUGUUAAAAAACUUGAAACACGAGUAAUCUGAGUUUCCUACUUCUUGGGUGAAUUUACAUAGGCUGUCAUACAAAGCCACAGUUCCAAAGCGACUUUAAACAUUACAAUCCACUUAAAGGCCGAUUUUUUUAGGUUACUCUUCUAAUUAGUUAAGCAACUAAGUUACGGGUAUAGAAAGGCUGUGUCAAAGUGAUGCUAGCCCCUUAUUACCUCACCACCAAUUAACACUGCCACACCUAAGAAACUGGGGAUCAAAGACCCUAUUUAAAUCCAGUGCAAUGCACUAAAAACUGUCAGGGAUGUUCCAUCCCAAUUUUAGUGUGCCCCAGAUUAACCCCUUAACCUCUGUACUGGAGACUUAAAAGCAUAAUAGUCUGUGUUCCUGACUUAGAACAAAACCUACUCAAAAUUAAGACAUGAUUCUUUAAUAAAACAUGCUUAGAGAAUACUUUAUGUUCUUUAAAUAUUUAAUUACCAUCAAUAAAGAUCCUCUAAAGAAAUAUUUGAGUAGAAAAAUCCUGAAAUCCACAUAUACCUCAUACGGACAUAUAUGACAUAAUAAACAACAUAUGAACAACAUGGGUGCAAAAUCCCGGGAAUAUCUGGUGGCCCAGUAAUCUCAUGAUACUGUGCUUUCACACAGAAUGUAACUGACUCUUGUCCAACCACCAGCCCCUGUUCUCAAAUAGGAGCAGGACAAAGUCUGGUGGGAGGGAGGCAGGCAAUGAAUUCAGAGAGGGUAAGGUUGAGACCAGACAGGCAACCCCAUCUCGGUAAGGGAACAGUUGGUGGAGGAUUUGUCAGCCUUCCCAGGAUUCUUCUGGUCCAAUCUCUGAAUAGGUGAAGGAAUAAACACCAAAUAAGCAGGAGAUUCCUAAUGUCCAUAUGGCUGUUCCAUAGGUCCCAGCCAAAGACAGGAUACAGGAUAUUCCCCAUGGUAUCUAAUAUUGGCAGACAAAGACCACUGGUGGGUGCCUGGCACAGAACAGGCAUUCAGUAUUUGUUGAAUAAAUGAAUUCCUUAGGUAAAAAAUGCUUUGCUAGAUGUAACUAGUGAUAUUACUGAA
Messenger RNA from Balaenoptera musculus (blue whale), 10762 nucleotides. RefSeq names its product integrin subunit alpha 2 (gene ITGA2). Gene Ontology annotation, molecular function: integrin binding. The coding region runs from base 106 to 3645 and encodes 1179 amino acids. Gene Ontology annotation, biological process: cell-cell adhesion; integrin-mediated signaling pathway; cell adhesion mediated by integrin. The record is from RefSeq and is a predicted model, not a curated record. The transcript is spliced from 30 exons. Gene Ontology annotation, cellular component: integrin complex; external side of plasma membrane. Lineage: Eukaryota; Metazoa; Chordata; Mammalia; Artiodactyla; Balaenopteridae.